AGAAAGAUUGUAAUUGGUCUUUGGUACGGAGCUUCGAAGCGUUUGUAGCAUCGAAUGGAUCCUGUUCUAUAUUCCACGAAUUGUUCCCGCCAAGGAACCGGCGCAGCCGGUAUUUCUGUUAUGUUUCGCAGAAACUCUCUACAUUGUGUAUGACAAAAUAUCGUUUUAAUUUAGUUUAUUUUAAUUUAAAUUAGCAUAACGUGGUGUUUAUCGUGCAAACAUGUCGGAAGAUAAGGUAACAACAACAGAAGACAUGUGGACUCCAUAUAAAGAACUACAAAGUCUUGUUGACAAAUAUAUAAUAUCAGUUCCUGUUAUACAAGAUCCACAAUAUCAUGAACUUACAGAAGCUUUGCGAAAUCAUAGACAGAAUUUUCUUGCUAUCUUGAAGAAUCCUCCAAAAAAGGUAAAAAGUCGGGAGGAAAUUAAGAAAGGUGUUACUGAAGGUAUAACACUACCUGGCUUGGGUCAUCAAAUAUUAUCAAAGGAAUUGGUGGAUGAAACUCUCAUCAUAUCAGAUAUGUAUGAGUUGAAUGAGUUUAUGGCAUUAGAUCUCCUCUGCACAGCUCAGCUUCAAAUGCCACAUUAUCCUGGAUUAACGCGUGGUCUAACAGCAAUCCUUCUGUAUUAUGAUGGAAGAAAAGCACUGACUUCAGUAUUGAGAACAUUGAUGAAUACUCGCAUUGGCCAUAGUUGGGCGGUAGAUGUGCCAGUUGCUCUCACAAGACACAUUACAGAAUAUACAAACAAGUUACAAGAGGAUGGUCUAUUAAACAGAAUCUUAUCUUUAUUAGAAGAAAUGGACCCUACUAAGGAACAAGAUUUGCUACAGCAAAAUAGAGCAUUGGGUGGAGCAAAACAUCAUCAAAUGGUUAUGAAGCUUUACAAUGACACACGACAAGAUCUAGCCGACAUUUUGUAUUUAUGGUCUGCUCAAUCGUCACUACCGAAUACAAUUCUAUUUCGUUUGUUAUCGAUGUUGCAAGUACGUCAAGUAGAAUCCGAGGCCGGUGAAGGAGGACCCGAUACAGUUACACUCGCUCUUAUUAUGGCUGUUCUGAAUGCCAUGAACUUUAGUUUCCUACAUAGUCGCGAGAAUGGCGAAGAAUUGAUUAAUUCAAUACCGCUAAUAGCGGAGAGAGGAGCACUGGAGGAAGUGAAUCAGAAAUUGAUAUCUGCAAGCAUAAAUUGGGAAAGCGCCGGAUUGCGCGGUGUGAUACAGUUCGCUUUUGCGAUAGCUAUAACCACGAUUAAAACGACCACCACUCAAUUCCAAUCGCAGAACAUCACAACAGAGGACGAAAUAUUGAUCGAAGCGGCCCUAUCUAACAAAGCUUUCCAUUUUAUGGCCGAAGUUCUGUUCAAAAGUGCCUGUAUAUGUCAGGAGCAAUUCUACGUUCGUUACUUUCACACACUCAUUUCGGACUUUAUACUGCUGAUGCCGGUCAAAGUCAAGGAAUUACGUAGUCGUGCCGACGAAUCCAUGCGCCUGAUACAAGCGUUUCAGCAGGAGGGCAUUGAGCCUCCUAUGAAUCUGGACAAUCAUUUCGAAUACUUGAUGUUAAUGGUAGCGGAACUAUAUAAGAAAGAUCCAUUGAACUUGAAUCUAGCCAUGGACUAUUGGUGCUAUCACACCGAUACAACACACGUGUCGGCUCCUGCAUACAUCAGUCGCCUACCUUCUAGACAAGUCGCCUUGUUCAAAUUUGUCCGGCUCGCUGGAGAGAUAUUGCCAGCAGGCUUGUUUGUGCCCUACAUGAGGAUGAUAGCGUCUCUCGCUUCGUCACCGCAAGCAGCCAGACACGCGUUUAACUUUUUUAAACCUAACGGGUCUUCCGGUUCAGCAACGAUUUCCUGGGAUCACUUCUUCAAUUCCCUAAGUCGAUACUAUUACAAUCUAAGACAGGAAUUACCUCCUAGCCAAGACACGGUGUACAGGCAGAGGUGCCAUCCAAAGGGAAUCAUGCCUCAGGAGGUGAAAGGUCUCGAAGCGGUGUUACUGGUAGUUCAAGUGAUCGCAAAGAACGACGAGAUGUCGAGAGUGGCGAUAUGCGAUCAUCCAGGUUGGAAAGUCUUACCGUCUUUAAUCGGCUUGGUGAGCUGCGCGAUGCCGAUACCACUGAAGGGUGUGUUAGUGAGAACGCUCGCGGCACUGGCCAGAUCUGCAGAAAGCUCUUCCACUGUUUGGCAAAGCUUAGAAGCUGCUCAAAUUCUCUCCACUAUACCAACGACGAGCAGUUAUCAACCGAGAGGUGUGCAAACAGAACUGGAGGAGAUCGAGUCUAGGAACGAAGAGUAUCCAUUGACACGUGCUAUGUUGGAAUUAUUGGACGUGCUAACCGACUUCCCGAUACCACGUCUCUUGGGCGUCGGUCAACGAAACCCGGGAUUCGACCCAUACCUGCACUUCGUCAUCAAUACUGUCUUUCUGAGAUUUCACACUCGUUCGUACAAGAAUCCCGCGGAGAAGUGGGCAGUUGCGGAGGCUUGCUUAAAGAUCUUCUCCAAGUUGAUAAAGCAGUACGAGCCGACCAUCGAGGACUUCGUAGGCUGCAAGGUGGAAUUGCAAGGCGGUGAGUCAACACUGGUGAAUUCGGCGCCGGGAUAUCACCUAAUGACGCAACUGCACACGUCUACUGAGUUAUUGCACGUAGUAUUGUAUAUAUUAGACGAGGGUUGCCUUCAUUUCGACACCUACGACACUUUCUCGGGCAAAAAGUAUCUAGAGAGCUGUAGUCUAUACUGCCUGGAGAUACUCGAACGUGGGCUGAAGAUGCAAAACAAUUAUAUGACACAGUUAGCCGCUAUACCUGUGAACAAACUGAUGACUGGAUUGUCGCGCUUGCUACUUGGGGUGAAUCCUCGCACAGGCAAACCGGAUCACAUGAUCAACAUCGUCAAAUAUGUCUCUUACAACUCAUGGUUGCCGAAACAAGCGUUCGUAGCCGUCGGUGUUAUUCACGGUGUGACUAACGAGCCCGGAGCAGACUCCGAAUUGUUGGCAAUGUUCACGGCGACUUCCACUUUAGCGACGAAUAUCCGACACGGCUUCGUCGAGUGCUUGGACGCGGACAACAUCCCGGAGGAUGACGACGAGAUGAUCGGCGGCGAACAAGUCAGGCAGCAGGCUGGGAACUGUAAGGAGAGGAUUCUAUUGUUAAUGAUGCAUAGCAUUACUCGACCAGCGCCCAAUCUCGCGCAUUACCUGCUCGGCUUCGAGAUCACGAAGGACAUCAGGAAAACAGUUAUCCAGCAGCCAGGAUUCUUAGGUUUCCCGCGCACUUGUUUGCACUCAAUUCUAAGCAUUUUGGAACAGUCUCUCGAUCGCGGCCGUGACAAAAUCACGGAAGCUUGUUACUGUUAUCUCCAUACAUUAGCAGCCAACAGUAAGACGUCAGCACCCGUCCUGAGAUUCCUGCGUACCACGAGCAAUCAGGACUUCGUGCAGAGGCAUCUCUCAAAAUUACCGUUCCAAGGACCAAACAGAUCGACCGAACUCGGCUGCAUGUCUUGGUUGCUGAAGAUAGCGGCAGUCGAGUUACGAGUCGCCGGUGGCAGCUUGCAAACUUCUCUGAUCCAGCGGCUGGUGGGUAGUUUCAAUCAAGACAAGGACCAAAUCGUGCCGUCACAAAAACUUCUGAUGGAUCUCUUGCAUUUCAUCGACUUUCAACUGUAUCUGGAGCCCGCCAAAUCUUGGGAAUUUUUUGAUCCAUCACAGAUCGAGGUAGUGCUAGGUCGUUGUAGCACUCCGGUCGCACUGAUGGGCGGCCCGCGACUCAUCGACAUCAGAAAGCUACAUUCCCUCAUCACCGAGGAACUGACGGUCACGCAGAGUAGCGCGACCGCCACUCAACGUAAGCUCAUGCAGCAGGAAGUCAAGUCCAUCCUCGCGCACGCAUUAAAGAAGAACCAGACGAAAGUCUUAUCCUAUGCAACAGUCAAGUUCGUGGAAGGCUGGUGCCAAACUACGGAGAUACUCUUCUCUGUCGCGACCAAUCAGCAAUUGCUGGCGACGCAGCGGCAGAAUCUACUGUUGAAUCUGUCGCAUGAUCUUCUGCAGAAGAUGACGUCCUGCGAGGCGCUUAGCGAGAUUAAGACACUGGUGUCCGGAACGGUCCUGAUGCUGCUGGUGAAUCUGCGAAACAACUUCAUGAUCCAGUCAGACAACGAGUUGGUGCCGUCGUCGCCGUCGAAUACGACGAUGAUGAAAAUCAUUCUCAGCCAUAUUUUGCAGUGGAUCAUAAGCGCUGGUGCUUCCUCGCAAAAAGUCGUGACGCAUCUCUACGCGGCUUUGUUGAACUUCUUGAGUAUCGUUGGCCUGGAGAAGUCCGAGCACGUGAGCGUGCUCGACACGACGUACGUCAACCAAUUGGACAACACGUUCAACCGAUUGAUGCCUAUGCAGGAACGCUCACAGCGUUAUGCGACGAUACAGGUCAUCAAUAGCUUCGGUAACCAGCUGAUGGACAUUCUCUGUCACAAUUGCUCGGGCGGGCACGACGUGUGCAAGAUGUUAGCGCUGUCUUGUCUGGACAAGAUUCUGGAGUUAGAUGGCGAAAACGCGUGGAUGAUCUAUUUGGCAAGCAGAGGUUACCUGAAGCACAUGAUCGACAGUCUGCUGGAGUCAGACAAUCUGCUGCGGUGCAUGCUACAGCCAGAGCCGCAAACGCUGCGGCCGCUAUACUUGUACGAGGCGAAAAUGGCGAUCUUCUGCCGCAUGGCGUCUACACGACUGGGUGCAGAAAGUCUCUUAGAGAACAAAAUCCUGUCCUGCAUGUCCAGUAUGUGUGUAUUCGACCAACAUCCAGAUGUGCACAUCGGUUUCGAGGGUAGCGAUUACUCGUUCAUACCGUCGGUUGGCCAACGUUAUCAGCAGGUUUUCUUGCCGGCUCUGUAUCUCUGCGACGCUCUUUUCACCACCCUGGGCACGGAGAAUCAAUCAUGUGCUGUGCAAGUAUGCGGCUUCCUGCAAAGUCACCGGGAUACUGUGGAAAUGGCUUUGAGGAACGCUUCAUCCCACGCCAACGUGUUGUUCCUGAAGGAGAUAGCCUGUCUCACCGGCGUGAUCUCCAGAUCCGCCAAUAUAGACAUGUACAGACUUGUGGACGAAGAGCUGGCGAAGAUAGAUAUAGAUGACUACAAAUUGGAGAAUAGCACCGGAAUGAGAGAACUGCGGGCGCAUCUUUAUCGCGUGCAAAAACUGAUGCUGUCGUUGUUGAAUAAGUUUCAGCUACAAUCGAUCUCAAUAAAUCACAACUACCAGCAAACUGAGGCAAAUCGGAAAUACAUCUCCUGCAUACAGAUAAUCGCCAACGUCAUGUUAUAUACACGUAAUCAAAUGCAACACAGUCGUAUGGAUCAAAAAAUACGGAACGUUCUGUUUGAUCCUCAUCUGACGCCGAAAGUCGGAGGAAGGCAAGACAAGAUGAAGGACGGGAUGCAUUUGGGUACGAUAGUCGAGCAAUUGGUUUCCGUAACAAAUCUACUACACACCGAGCUACCUCACAUCGAUUUUCUGAUCAAAAAAGUGCAGAUGGUAGCCGAUAUGAACACAGCGGAAUUAAAGAAGUAUAUGUCCGAGGACGAAGUGGAACUUGACAUAGAAAAGCAACGAAUGCUCGUCGAGCAACGGUUGAAUCGUUGGGUAAAGGAUAAGCGCCUAAGCAUCAAGUAUUGCUCCCUCAUAAUAGAACACACUUUAUACAUCCUUUGGAGUCAUUUGGACUUUUACGCCAUGCAAGUGAUAUCACGACAGACUCAGAGGCUACACGUGUCGUCGAGCGGCAUCGAUGAAAAUAUGGGGGAGUGGAAAUUCACGUCGGAAACUCUAAUGGAACUCAAGCAAGGACUCGUAUCUACGUUUACGGAUACUUUCAUUACACAGCUGUUAGAUACGCAUAGUGAAUACGCAACAGUAGACCGUAGCUUCAUCGAGGCUCUCAUCAGACGAAUCAAAAGGCUGUUACAGUUUAUAAUUGUAAAAUAAUAAAAACAUAAGCUUGUGUCGACAUAUAUUUAGUUACAAAUUUAAAUAUAUUAAUUCUUUGUAUCUUUUUUUGUAUAGUUCGCUCGAUAUUAAUCAUGGCUUUGUAAUAAGCAUGAACAGUAUUGAUUGUUGAACAUGAAAGACAGAGGAGGGAUCAAUGACAUUGUUGGUAUUUUAUUCAGAAUUCCGUAUAAAUAAGCGAGUAAAUUAAUUUUAA
Odontomachus brunneus is the source of this 6203-nucleotide messenger RNA. It is a transcript of the gene Nup205, whose product is annotated as nuclear pore complex protein Nup205. The transcript has 10 exons. Gene Ontology annotation, biological process: nuclear pore organization. Gene Ontology annotation, cellular component: nuclear pore inner ring; nuclear pore. The coding region runs from base 221 to 5986 and encodes 1921 amino acids. Lineage: Eukaryota; Metazoa; Arthropoda; Insecta; Hymenoptera; Formicidae. The record is from RefSeq and is a predicted model, not a curated record. Gene Ontology annotation, molecular function: structural constituent of nuclear pore.